GUCAAUGGUGACAUUUUGGAAAAUUAAAACAAUAUUUUGGAGAAACGGACAAUACAAUAAAUAUCGAGAACGAGACCGGCGGCCCCCUUCGUACAAGUACUGUUCGUCGACGUUCAUCGGCGAUCCUGUCUGAACUAUUUCGCCGGUCCUCGAAGGCCACUCUGUCACUCGUCGACGAUGGCGGACGAUUCAACUAACUCCUUCGCGUCGUCCCCAGAAGAUCGUUUAAAAGCCCUAAUUUCUUGUCCUUCUGCGAGUGCCAAAUCCGGUGACGAAAACGAAUUACCUGAAGGUGGAUUUGAAGAAAAUCACCUGCUGAUUGACGAUAAUCCUUCUUCUAUCUGUGUAAUUUGCUUUUCGGAUGAUGGAAAAGCGGAGAGAGGCAAGCUUGAUUCCUGUGACCAUUAUUUUUGCUUCGUCUGCAUUAUGGAGUGGGCGAGGAUUGAAUCUAGAUGCCCUGCUUGUAAGGGGAGGUUUACUGUUGUUCAUAGAAUUGCGAAGGAUCCCUGUCGCCUCCGUGAACGAAUUGUUAAUAUUCCUAUGCGGAAUCAGGACCAGUCGGCUUCUGGAAAUGCUAGGAUUAGGGAUCCAUAUGCAGAGACGUGUUGUACUGUGUGCAAGGGAAUGGAAGACGAAGGUCUCAUGUUACUCUGUGAUCUCUGUGAUUCAGCUGCUCAUACUUUUUGUGUCGGCCUUGGUGCUAAUGUACCCGAAGGUGAUUGGUUUUGCCAUGACUGCACCAUCUCCAGAGCUCAACACACCGAUACUAAAUUGGAUACUAGUUUCAACAAUCAAAAUCAAACAACUACGGUUGAACCACGCAUUGCUAUUUCUGAUAUAGUAAAAGAAUCAAGUUCCCAAACAGUUGGCAUAACUCGCAGAGGAGCUCUUUUACAUUCAAAUCGUGAGUCACCUUCUAUUGUCCCCAGUUCGAGAAGCAGUGUGGCCCAGAAAUCUUUGCCUAGUCGUGGUGGUAAAGCUGCAGGAACAGGUGCAAGAACAAGUGCAAGAACAUUACAUCGAUGUCGCAACAUCCAUAGCUAUAUAAGGGCUUUACGUGAUAACUGGGAUGCUGUACGAAGGGGUUCGCUGAAGUUUCCUGCUAGCAGCUCAUCCACAUAUUGUGGCAACAGUUCCAAACGAGAUACUGGUGGUGCUGAACUAAUAAACAAGCAAACAGAUCAACCUCAAGCCAUUAGCUUGCAGGCAACUGCAUUACCCGAGUGUAAUGGAAACUCUUAUGAUGUCGAGAAGGCAUGGCGAAUGAUGGAAAUUGCAAAGGCAAAGGCUAUACGUGAGGAAGAUCAAACCUUGAGACAUCCUGUUAGUAGACAAAUAACCACAAAAACAAAAGAUUCUCACACAGCUAAAGGUCAACAGUACAAAAUCAAGAAGCCGGAUGAGCCAGCCAAGCAUAAGAAGGAAAUGGGAAAACAAAGAUUGCUCGAGUUGGACAAGCAAUUGUGUCGUCCCGUAGCAAGUAAGAAGAAUAAAGCUUCUGAUGAGUUUUUUCCUACCAAUUCAUCCAGUAAUGGAGAAUUUCCCUUGGGUAAAAUGGUCCAGACUUAUGGAGGUGAUUUCCACUGUGAAAAUAGAAGAAAGCCAUCAAACAAAAUAGUGGAUGAAGUUUCAUCAUCCUCCACAAUGACACAAGCCUCGGAUAAACACCAUCCCGCUCGUGAGGCUGGCAACGAUGACGAUGGGAAAAGUGAGAUACGAACGCUGGUCAAAAUCAAUCUAAAACUCCUAAGCCAAGGCAAAAAUUUGGGAUAUGAAAGGUACAAGGAAGUGUCAAGGCUAGCAACACACGCAAUCAUGGCAAGAUGUGGUUUAGAACCCCCACCAAAACCGACCAAACAAUACGUAUCGUGCUCGGUUUGCAGACACACAGAAGAAGAAAUCCGGAAGCUUCACAGGUCAACCCUGAUGCCGGAUUCUUGCAGAAAAUGCUUCAUGGGGUUUGUGAAAGAUGUUGUUAAUGCCAUUAUGUUAGAAAAACUAAUGGUGGGUUCCUCUUCUUAGGCUGUAAAGAAACUAACAAAUAAUGUGUAUUACUAGACAGAAUAGAGAAGCAGAGAGUUGAAGAAGAAGAAGAAGAAGCGGGGACCAAAAUGGAAGGGGUGAUGUGAAAGGGCUUUUUGUGGACGCUCUGUGAAAGCACUCAGAAAAGCUGUUACGACAAGAUCACGUGACUUUCGAGAACGUCAGCAGAAGAUGAAGAUGGACAUGGACAUCGUAAAUAAUUAUUACUUGAUCAAUAGCUAUUAGUUUUGUAUUUCAUUGAUGAAAGAGGCAGUAUGUUUUGUGAGUUUAAUAGAAUUUUGGUGGUUCAAUUUUGGAAAAA
Molecule: messenger RNA, 2344 nt
Organism: Cucumis melo (muskmelon)
Lineage: Eukaryota; Viridiplantae; Streptophyta; Magnoliopsida; Cucurbitales; Cucurbitaceae
Exons: 3
Coding region: 178-2022 (614 amino acids)
Source: RefSeq, a predicted model, not a curated record